Rubroshorea leprosula is the source of this 2249-nucleotide messenger RNA. NCBI's taxonomy places the organism in Eukaryota, Viridiplantae, Streptophyta, Magnoliopsida, Malvales, Dipterocarpaceae. The record is from the annotation of a GenBank genome assembly.
CACAGUGUUGUUUUGGUCGAAUUUUUGUAUCGUCCGAAUCCGUGCUUUCCCACUCGAUGCAGUCGAGAACUUCGUGCGAAAGUGGCGGGUAAGAGCCUCGCGCACCGCCGCGCAACAACGAAACUCCGCACUGCGCCACCUUAACCCGUCAUCAUAUAUCUAACCAUGUACACCCACUUCUUUCUUCUUCCGCUUAAACCCCACGGAUCUUUCUCCUUCAAAACCCAGAACUUUACUAAUUUCUACAUCAAUUCUUCUGCUCUCUGCUCCAUCUUGAACCUCGAAUGGCUAUGGCUUCCCAAGAAGAUGAAGGAAACGCCAGGCACUUGGAAAAGCUUAUUACUUGUUCAGUGCACAAUGAGAAGUUGGCCAGUGUUCAAUGCAUCGAUUGUGUAAAAUUGAACAUACCUAAGGAACAGAGUUAUCAUUGUACUCCAGAGUGCUUUGCAGGUGCAUGGGAAAGGCAUAAGAAUUCUCAUCGUAAUGCUGCUGAAUGUAAGACUACGUCUACAUUUGGCGAUCAAUGCGAAGUAAACAAGCUGAAAAGGAGUUCUGGCUCAUGGCCUGAGUCACUGGAUGAGAUUGCAGAACAAGAAGGGGCAAAAUGGGUUAAAGUGGGGUCUUCAAUAAUAUAUGACCCUUCAAAUGAUGGAAUCAGAUUGCCUCUGAGGCUGGAGUCUUUUGCUAUUGAUCAUGCAGAGGGCACUCAUUUCUCUCCUGUUGAAAAUAUAGUGACUGGUCUUCUGACUUUUCCUCUCCCUUCUCCACGCCUGAUGGUUGGAAUUGGAAGUAAUGAGAAAUAUUUGUCUUCUGAUGGUUUUGUAUUUACUGUGCUAUCUUACAACAUUCUUGCUGAUAUGCAUACUAAAGGCACACAAAGGCAAAGUUACUGUCCAAAAUGGGCACUUUGCUGGGAAUAUCGCAGGCAAAACUUGCUGAAUGAGAUCAUUGAAUAUGAUGCAGAUAUUAUUUGCCUGCAAGAGGUCCAAGAUAACCACUAUGAAAGUUUUUUUAAACCUGAGCUGACAAAACGUGGAUAUUCAGCUUUGUACAAGAAAAAAACAAAUGAGAUCUUUACAGCUGAGGGGUAUGUAAGUGAAGGAUGUGCAACUUUUUACCGGCAUAACCUGUUCAGAGAAAUCGUGAUAUAUGAGCUUGAGUUUAACAGGAAAGCACAGGUGGUUCAAGAAGCAUUGGAACCUGAGCUACAAAAUGAUGGUGCUACCCGCCUAAGAAUGCAUAAUGUUGCUCUUAUUGUUGUAUUACAAGCACUUAGAGAUGGCAGCACUGAUGUUGACCUUCAAUCUAGAAUUUGUGUGGCAAAUACUCAUGUGUAUUCAGAAAAGAACCGGCCUGAUGUAAGAGUAUUCCAGGUUGCCACUCUUAUCCAUAAACUUGAAGAAAUUACCCAAUUGCAGAUUCCCAUGUUGAUUUGCGCUGAUUUGAACUCUGUUCCUGGAAGUGAUCCUCAUGCCUUGCUAAUAAAAGGAGAAAUCAAUUCUAUUGAAGGAAAUAAUCCAUUACAUAUUGAACGCUUUAUCAGGCUAGUGCAUUCUUUACAUCUGGAAAGUGCAUAUGCUUCUUUUCCUGAAAACUUUACCAUUUUCACUCAAAAGUUUGCUGGAACCUUGGAUUAUAUUCUAUACUCAGGUAUGUAUCCUUGACCUCAGGUACCCUUUAUCAAAUUGCUUGUUUUUUCAAAGCUUUGUCAAUCAUGAAUUCAAAAUUGAUUUGUUUUGAUGAUUGUACACAUUAUUACCUCAGUCAUAAUUGUUUGUAACAACAGAUGCCCUUCAAAAUAUAGUCGGUAUUGUGAGUUGUGACUUAGAUUCCUCUAUUAACCAUAAUAGUUUGGCUAUGAAAAAACUGUUUCUUUAGAAACUUUACUGGGCCAUUGCUAUUGGUCUAAGCCUGUGUUUCUGUUUCUCCACAGCUGACAGGCUCAAAGUUGAAAGCUUAUUAGAACUUCCCAGUAAGGAAAGCCUGGGUAAGGCUCUUCCUUCUCCUUACUGGUCAUCAGACCAUAUUGCUCUCAAGGCAAGCUUUAGACUCUUGUCACAGGCAGCCUCUUCAUCACAUGAACCACCAAAUGUGAAGGACCAGCUACCCAACAGGAGAGAACUCAUGUCUUAGUCUUUUCUGCAAUUAGAUAAAAUUAUUCAUAAGACUGUUAACCAUCAUCUUCUGUUGUAUAAUUUAUGAUUAAACAUGUGUAUCACUUUGUGAAAGAAUAACGUGAAUCUGACAUU